Megalopta genalis is the source of this 4015-nucleotide messenger RNA. Lineage: Eukaryota; Metazoa; Arthropoda; Insecta; Hymenoptera; Halictidae. The record is from RefSeq and is a predicted model, not a curated record.
GGCCGAUGUAAUCGCGACAAGCCACCCUGCAAAUAUUUCCAUCCACCACAGCACCUAAAGGACCAGCUUUUGAUAAACGGCCGCAAUCACUUGGCCCUGAAGAAUGCGCUGAUGCAGCAGAUGGGUCUCACACCGGCCCAGCCGCUCGUGCCUGGCCAGGUACCGGCAGUGGCGACGAAUCCGUACCUGACCAGUAUGCCGCAGGUUGGCAACACGUACAGCCCGUAUUUCGCACCCAGCCCCAUCAUGCCGGCGAUAAUGGGGCCGGCGGAUCCAACUGGAGUAGGAAGUCCUCUCGGCGUGGUGCCGCAGACAGUAGCGAUGCCGCAGAAGAUGCCACGUACCGACCGCCUCGAGGUAUGUCUACCACCAAACUACAUUCAACAACAACAACAGCAACAACAACAGUCACAACAACAGCAUGGGGCCCAACAAGGCGCAGCCGGGGCCUCAAGGUGCCCGAUGGCCGCUCCCAGUACCGUGUACCAAGUGCCGGCCGGUCCCCCCAAUCAAGUGUCGCCCGUUUCCACGAUGCAAUCUGUCAAUCAUCCACCAUCCCCUACCACGAUCACCACUACCUCCUUUUGUACUCCCUUGCACAACCCUCAUGCCCACCAUCACCCGAUCCAUAACCUGAUCUACGUCCACGCGUAUUACUGAAGUCGACCGGUGCUUUCCAUUCUUUGUUUCUUUUCUUCUUUUUUUAAUUUCUUACUUCCGACGCGGCUGUUUUGUUUCGUCGAGUCACCAUUCGACUUUACUCAAUGUAGAAGUAGGUGAGAGGAGACCAAACAGCUCGUUCAUCUGAGAUUUUAAGCGAUGAGGCUUGACCUUUUGUGAUAACUUUCCGAAUAUCGUUUCAGAUUUCAAACGGACCGAACCUUGAUUUGUCCUUCAGUACAAUGGGGACACUGACCAGAGCAUAUUUCCAAUGCACUAACGAUUGCCAUAAAUUUCCUGAAAUAUUCCCGAUUCAUAUUUUUCGCAAUUAUUUGCAGUCUUCGAAUUUUUCAAACUAGAACGACGGUGUCCUGGCGUUACGCAAAUACCACGCCUCUUACACAAAUACAAUGCUCUGGUUAUGUUCGCUGGAUACCAACAUAUUUUUUUUCCAAUCGCAUUGCGUCGAUGCGAAAAAUAUCCGAUAAUUCGUCGUCACCGAAGGUCAAGAUACUUUCAUCGGACCAUCUUAAAAGUCCGAUGCAGACCAGCUGUCUCCUCGGAGGUCCACUUGCGCGCUGGAAACAUUAUUUUCAAGUAAUUUGAGCCGACUAGUCGCGCGAAUAUGUGCUUUGAUUAAAGUAUUUUUUCGAUACCGUUCAGAUUUCGAAGGAAAGGGAGUUGAUCCGAGAAAGAAAAAAAGAAAAAUGAAACUGAGAAUCUGUGUCAGGCGUUUUUAAUAGAACAAACGGGAAAAUACCUGGGCUGGAAAUCAGUGAUCGCUCUCGUUGAUUCUCCUGAAAAUACAGGGACGAGCAUCUAACAGAAAAGCUAUAUAUUUCUACACAUUUAUUCACGGCAGUGGACAUAAUGCACGUAUAUUUGGUGAAACAGGUACUAUGAUAUUCUUCUAUGAUAUCAUUUUUUUUUUUAUUAACGACGUACGUUUCCUCGUAUCGAAAAGCUGUCUACUAGCCGUGAAACGCGAUCGAUGGAUCACAAUUGAUUUUAUAUUCUUUUCCGUUACGUCCGAGGACGGAGUAAAGAACGGUAGAAAGCGGUCCUUUAAAAACUUGUAACUUCUCCGAUUGUUAGACAGUGGAUUUUUAUGCAAAAUAAGAAUAACUUCCAUCGAAUCGUUCAACAAUUCCGACGUAACACACGAAUGAAAUGUUUUUUAGCUUUUUUACUUAUUUGAAAUUAACUAUACUAGAGCAGAUAUCCAAAUUACUGCCACCUUAAUCGCGUAACUUUAGUUAAUUAUUCAGAAGUUGUUUAACCUAAAUUCCAUUGCAAUUUGCAGAAUAAUAAUGCGUGAGAUCUCUUUUAUUGAAGACAUUUUUUUAUGUAAUAAACAUUACGUGCUAAUUGUUAAUGAAUUGAAAAUUUACAAGGAAGUGCAAUGUAUCUAUAAUUGUCAUUAAAAUAAUCGUAGUUAUUUUUAAUCGUCAUCGAAAAUAGAUAAUUGUAUAUAAGUACAAGCAACAUGAAAGAAAUUACACGAUUUCAAUCAAACAUAUUUCAAACAUGUCGACAGAAUAAAAGAACGCCACUACUAAUUAUUAUAUACCAACGAUAAAAGUCACUCUUUUCGCGCUAUGAAUGAAAUAAAUCGCACUCGUACUUUUCACAUGCUAAUGGCAAAUUCAUCUUUUAAUAUUAAUUUAUAUUUAUACAAUUGCAAUAUGUUUCCCUAUUAUUACCUAAAACGGAGCCCAAGUUUAGCAUUAAAAUUUCGUUUCUCUACGAUUCUCCACGCAUUAUUCCACUAUUAAGUAAAACAAUCAAAAUGACAGUUAUAGCGACAUUGACAGUAAUUGGGACAUCUACCCUAAUUAUUACACAUUGAUGAAACGUGUAAAUUUGUCAAAUACAAGAAUGCUUGUUAAAAGUUAACGAAGUCUAGUGGCGCUAUUUUCUUUUUACAAUGAGUAAUUAACGAAGGAAACUUUCUUACGAUUGCAAUGUUUUUCAAAUGAAUUUGCAUAAAGAUCCGCAGUCUACUGACCGGUUCUAUGCGGUACCCACACUAUCACGUUGAAUUGCUCGGACCGUGGCGGAGAAAUACGGCGUCCAAUACUACUGUCCAAACGAUAGCCUUAAAUUUCAAGUAGUAUUAGCACGAAGACGCGUAUUCCCGUCUACAAUCGGAAUGAUUCGGCAUGGUAAUGGGAGCAGCGCAGUUUAGUUGGGCCGAGCUGAUCUCGAAAUAUCCGAAAACCGCGGCGGGCAAUUUAGCAGAGCGUAGGAAGCUUCUUCGGCUUCUUACCCGCACUGCGUGCGUGCAGUAUUGCAUCUUGCACAUUUUCCUACAGAACCGUCGAACUUGUUCCAUCAACUAUACGAAUUGUGGACGCUGUCGAUGGUUUAGCUUUGUACGAAUCGUGUCGCAAGAAUGAACACGGGCUUCGUGUUUUCGAUCGCAGUCGGGUCGCGUUUGUUCGUCCGAAUCCCAUCGAUAUCAUAACCGUACCGAUAUUUAACGAAUAUGAUAUCGGCACGAGAUGAACCGCGCGGAACCAACAAUUUCACGAGUCGCUUGCAACCGGGCGAACUGCGACGAAACGAAGUUCGCUUAAACGACGAGUCGAACGCGGAACAACAAGUCGCAUUUCUCGGCGAAGAGAUGAAGGGGAGCGUGUAGAAUGAAACACGAACAUGGCUACACGAUUCAUAGAUACUCAUAGUAAUUUAUCUUGUGGUUAACGUAGAAUGCGGCGAAACGUUUCGAUUAAGAGGGAGCAUUACACGAGAUAGGAAUAGAGCUCCGGGCUAAUCAUGGAGAUUACCUUUGCGGAGGUUGUAUAUCGAUAAGAUUAACACAUACUAUAAUGGCAACGACGAAACCGUGAUGAUAAUUAUGAUUAUAUUAUUAAAUUAUUAAAAGUACGCAAGUGUGGCAGGAUGUAGGUCGGCUCAGAAGUGUGCAACAUAUUCGAUCGGCUCAAUGAUCCAUUGUUUUGGGAAGUUGGGGGUCAAACGUUUGUUCCUUCAAGUGAGAUAAGUCGUCGAGGAUGAGGUGGCGUUUGCAAUCCUAUCGGUUAGAAUUAUUUCAAUUAAAAUUGACCGUUUAACAAAUUAAUGUGAACUCGUAAUGGUUGUUAUGUCAUUCGGCGAUUUACUGGUACUAUUUAUACAAUUUAGUGCUCGAAUCGAAGACAAACCAGACUGUCGAAGUUCUUUGAACUACUCGCAUUUACAUAAACAUCAAAGGUACAUCGAACCUCCUUGAAAACAACUUAAAGUUUCAACUGCAAUUCAUUUUGACCGUCUAAAUAUUGCUUUCUACAUGAACGUUUACUUGAUUCUUGAAAUGAAUUAAAAGUUACGCAGAAACUUGCUGUUCCAACUCUGU